This is a messenger RNA of Candida tropicalis MYA-3404, 1317 nucleotides long. RefSeq names its product Apm1p (gene APM1). The transcript has a single exon. Gene Ontology annotation, molecular function: clathrin-cargo adaptor activity. Gene Ontology annotation, biological process: intracellular protein transport; vesicle-mediated transport. Gene Ontology annotation, cellular component: clathrin adaptor complex; clathrin-coated vesicle. The coding region runs from base 1 to 1317 and encodes 438 amino acids. The record is from RefSeq and is a predicted model, not a curated record. NCBI's taxonomy places the organism in Eukaryota, Fungi, Ascomycota, Pichiomycetes, Serinales, Debaryomycetaceae.
AUGGCAUCGCAGAUUCAUUUCUUGGAUAUCAAGGGGAAACCAUUAUUGUCAAGAGACUACAAGGGAGAUAUCCCUGCAAACACCAUUGAAAAGUUUCCUCUUUUGCUUUUGGAAUUGGAAAACACAGCCGAUGAAGGCGAAUACAAACCAUUUAUUAAUCACCAAGGGAUAAACUAUAUAUUCAUCAACCAUAACAAUUUAUACAUAUGUGCGUUGACUCGAAAGAAUGAGAAUAUAAUGACAAUUAUUAUUUUCUUGUCAAAGUUAGUUGAAGUGAUGACCCAAUAUUUCAAAUCGUUAGAAGAAGAAAGUAUCAAGGAUAAUUUUGUUAUUAUAUAUGAAUUGUUGGAUGAAAUGAUGGACUUUGGUGUACCACAGACUACAGAUACAAAGAUAUUGAAAGAAUACAUUACUCAAGAUUACUACUCGUUGAUCAAAAGUACUCCAACCCAUUUGGUUGCCCCACCAAAUGCCGUUACCAAUGCUGUUAGUUGGAGAAAGGACGGAAUACAUUACAAAAAGAACGAAGCAUUCUUGGAUGUGGUUGAAUCUAUUAACAUGUUGAUUUCUCCUAGAGGAGAUGUCAUUUCCAGCGAGAUCCUAGGGGAAAUCAAAAUCAAGAGUCAUUUGUCCGGUAUGCCAGAUUUAAGACUUGGAUUGAAUGAUAAAGGUAUAUUUACUGGCAACUCCGAUGCUGCCACAGAUAAUAACAAAAAUAUUGAAAUGGAAGAUAUAAAGUUCCACCAAUGUGUUCGAUUAUCCAAAUUUGAGAAUGAAAAAUUAAUCACAUUUAUUCCGCCAGAUGGAGAGUUCACAUUGAUGUCGUAUAGAUUAUCAUCGGCCCAAUUCCUUAUGAAACCAUUGAUGUUGGUAAAUUGUAAGACAAAAGUACACAAGCACUCAAGAAUUGAAAUUUUAUGUACCAUCAAGGCACAAAUCAAAAAGAAAUCGACUGCCAAUAAUGUUGAAGUUAUCAUUCCAAUUCCGGAGGAUGCUGAUACUCCUAAAUUCCAACCUGAAUACGGUUCUGUCAAAUGGAUUCCAGAAAAGUCCUGUCUUGUUUGGAAAUUGAAGACUUUCCCUGGUGGUAAGCAAUUUGCCAUGAGAGCUGAGUUAGGUUUGCCAGCUGUUAAUGACCCAGAAUCUAUAAUAAGCAAAAAACCAAUCAAGGUUAAUUUCUCAAUACCUUACUUUACAACCAGUGGAAUUCAAGUCAGAUAUUUGAGAAUCAACGAACCUAAAUUACAAUACCAAUCAUACCCUUGGGUUAGAUACAUUACCCAAUCAGGAGAAGACUAUAUAGUUAGAAUGAGAUAG